Molecule: messenger RNA, 1599 nt
Organism: Cladophialophora immunda
Lineage: Eukaryota; Fungi; Ascomycota; Eurotiomycetes; Chaetothyriales; Herpotrichiellaceae
Product: glycerol kinase
Exons: 4
Coding region: 1-1599 (532 amino acids)
Biological process (GO): glycerol metabolic process; triglyceride metabolic process; glycerol-3-phosphate biosynthetic process
Cellular component (GO): mitochondrion
Molecular function (GO): glycerol kinase activity
Source: RefSeq, a predicted model, not a curated record
AUGGGUGAUAAAUCAAACAAGACUUUCGUUGGCGCAAUCGACAAUGGGACCACCAGUACACGAUUCCUCAUCUUCGACCCGGCAGGCAACCCGGUUGCCGACCAUCAAAUCGAGUUCGAGCAGCAUUAUCCGCACUCUGGCUGGCAUGAACACGAUCCUCAGGACCUUGUCUCCUCUGUCUUGACUUGCAUCGACGAAGCAUGUACCUCCUUCACCUCCCAGGGGUACUCCCUCUCCGACAUAAAAGCCGUUGGUAUCACAAACCAACGUGAGACGACUGUGGUAUGGGAUAUCAAAACCGGGGAGCCACUAUACCGCGGGAUUGUGUGGACAGACACGAGGAGCGCGCACAUUGUUCGCGAACUCAAACAGAAAAAGGGGGCAGACGAGCUGAUGGACUUGUGUGGUUUACCACUGUCUACAUACCCCAGUUCCACCAAACUGCUCUGGAUGCUAAGCCACGUUGACAAGGUAAAGAAGGCAUAUGAAGAGGGAAGAUUGGCGUUUGGGACGGUCGACACCUGGCUCGUAUACAAGCUGAACGGUGGCGUGGAAAAAAAUGUGUUCGUGACAGAUGCCACGAACGCGAGCAGAACUAUGUGGAUGAACAUCCACAAUCUCUCCUACGACGACAAGCUGAUCUCUUUUUUCGACCUCGACGUCAAAACCCCGAAGCUGCACCUGCCGAAAAUCGUCCCCUCGUCAGAUCCCAAAGCAUACGGCACCCUCGCCCUCAGCAAACUCAAGGGAGUCAAGAUCACGGGCUGCCUGGGCGACCAGUCCGCCGCGUUGGUGGGACAGUGUGGCUUCUCCCCGGGUCGCGCAAAGAACACAUACGGCACGGGGUGUUUCCUCCUGUACAAUGUGGGCGAAAAGCCCGUGAUCUCGACGCACGGCCUCCUGGCCACCGUCGCGUAUGACUUCUCUCCCCAGGGAAUCAAGCCCGUCUACGCGCUCGAGGGAUCCAUCGCGGUGGCCGGCUCGUCCGUCAAAUUCCUCGUCAACAAGCUGGGCUUCGGCAGCGAGUCGUACCAGAUCUCGGACCUCGCGGGCACGGUGAAGGACAACGGCGGGUGCGUCUUUGUCACAGCGUUCUCGGGCUUGUUCGCGCCGUAUUGGUACGACGAUGUCAAGGGCACCAUCUUUGGCUUGACGGGGUACACGGAAAAGGGCCACAUCGCGAGGGCCACGCUCGAGGCGACGUGUUUUCAGACCAAGGCGAUUCUGGACGCCAUGGAAAAGGACGCCGGCGUCCAUUUGAAGGAGUUGGCCGUGGACGGGGGCAUGAGCAAUAGUGAUUUGUGCAUGCAGACGCAGUCAGAUAUCAUCCAAAUCCCCGUCGACCGGCCCAAGAUGCGCGAGACCACGGCCCUGGGGGCGGCCAUCGCGGCCGGGUUCGCGGUCAAAGUGUGGUCGUCCUUUGACGAGUUGAAGGAGAUCAACGCCGAGGGCAGGCAUUUCUUUGAGCCCCAAAUCUCCAAGCGCGAGAGCGACAGGCUCUACAAGAAGUGGAACAAGGCCGUCGAGAUGUGUCGCGGCUGGACCGAGGAGGACGAGGACGAAGAGGAGUGGGCUCGGGAAGACGCUGGGAAAUCGUGA